AUGCUGGAGGAAACAGACCCAAAGGAAAAACUGCGUGUUGACCCUUCGGUGAACAGCCACAGACCCUCUUCUGGAACCUCGCAGGACAUUUCUCACAUCUUAGAAAGCAUUUUUAAGGACGUUUACACCAAUGACACGAUUGGGAAAGACACCUUGUCAAAUAUUGUCAAGACAAAAAGUGGAAGAAGUGCCUUUCUUGACAAAUAUGUUGAAGAGCUUCAACAGGCCCAUGGUGAAUAUGAGCAGCGUAUAGAAGAGGCAGACAUGCUGGAGACUCAUAUCAUUCAGGCCAGAGCCCGGGCUGCAGCUAAAGAAAGCCGGGCCUUGGAGACCAUGAUGGAAAAUCUGAAAGAUGUUCCUGAUUACCAGGGCCUGUUGACAGUCAAAUCAGCCUUCUCCUGGUGUGUAGAUGAAGAACUUCUAAAGAAAAGCAAUCUAAUAUCCCCAGAGGACUACUUAGUAACUACACAAAAACCCCAAGUAACAGCACCACGAGCAGUUAAACCCAAUCCCACAAAACCCACCAUCUCCUAUACCAUGCACACAUCCCGUGAGCCUCAGGAUGACGGUUACACACUGAUUGUGAAAAAAGAGAAGGCCGUGUUAGAAAUGGACGAGUCAAAACAAAGCUUAACCAAUGAAUCCUGUGCAGAUACAAAAGAGAGAAACACUGGCUUCAUAGAGAACCAGCACCAGGUCAAACCCACACCAAAGUGGAGGAAUGAGCUGAGCAAAAAGGAUCGAGCAGAGGGAUGGAAGAAGCUCCAGAAGUUGAAAGAGCGACAGAGCUUCCUACGCAAUCCACGCUUCCUACCCCCAAAUGCACAGCAGGGGGGUAUGUCCCUCCUUAGGCCCAGACCGAAAGGGAAAACGGAACAUGAGAAAAAAGGCUCUCAAGAACGGAGCUCCCUAGACGAUCCUCCCCAGAUAUUCUUACCAAAUCCUUCAGUGGUGCUUUUUACUGACUACGGCGUGGGACAUUUUUACGAGACUACACUGGAGCUAAAAAACGUGACUUCGUCAAGCCGCCAUGUCAGAGUCAUCCCCCCAACCACUCCUCACUUCUCUAUUGGCCUGGGGAGGUUUCCUAGUGAAGGUGGCAUCGUUGCCCCGGGGAUGAGCUGUAAGUACACCCUUCGUUUUGCUCCGGACUCCCUGGGAAACUACGAGGAUUUUGUAGUGGUGGAGACGCAGGAUGAGAAGCAACUUGUGCCCAUUGAAGCCAGGCGGCCUCCCCCUAUACUCACCAUCCCGAAAGUGCUUAACUGUGGCUAUUGCCUGGUCGGCGGAGUAAAAUUUGUUGAGUUCCUGUGCCAAAACGUUGGAUUCAGCUCUGGAAGUUUUUGUAUCAUCCCCAAGAAUCAAUGGCCAGCGUCUAAUCUUCGGUCUGUAUCCAGCACGUAUUUUUCUGAGCAGCCUCCCUUUGCAGUGGGUCCCUCCCUGUUUGUGCUGCAGCCUGGGGAGGCCACUAUUGUAGAGGUGGUUUUCUUUCCAACUGCAGCAGGGAGGAGCUGUCAGGUUUUCACUGUGGUCUGUGACAACUGCCAGGUAAAAGAAAUUUCCAUCGAAGGCGAAGGCCAGCUGAUUGCACUUGAGCUUGUGUCUGGAUCAGGGGAGACAGAGCUGCCCUUGGUUGGGGAGGUGUGCGACCUCACAGCAGAGCAUUUUGUCCGUUUCAGCCCCUCCAACCCCUGCUCUGAGCAGCAGAAGGUGCUCAUCAUCAGAAACAAUGUACACUUGGAGCUCCCUUUCCACUGGCAGAUCGUGAAGCCCAACCUGCACCCGCUGCUUCCAGGGGUGACUCCUGAUUCUUCCUAUAUUCAGUGUCAUCCGGCCACAGAUGAUGUUUUCCACAUCAGCCCCUCAGCAGGACUCCUUGCUCCCUGUAAGGAUCAAGGGUUUCUGCUCACCUUCUGCCCAAAAGAAUUGAAGGAUUAUCACAGUGUCUGCCACUUGGUCCUGAGGGAUGUCCCCCAGCCUCCACCAGAGCUCUGUGACAGCAGUGUCCUGCAGCCUGUACAGUCUGGCUCCAGGGUGAGCAAUGUCACCAUCAUGGAGAUAGAAGUCAAGGGGUCUACAGAGCCGUAUCAGAUCCUCCUGGAGCCUUAUGCUGUUGUUGUCGUCGGAGAGAUUCUUCUACACACGACCAUUCACAGGCAGUUUAAGAUGUGGAAUCAUAGCAAGACCUUCAUAUUUUUCAAUUGGGAGAGCUUCAGCAGCAGCUGUCACAUGAUAAAAGUGGAGCCAUCUGCUGGUAGAAUAGAGGAGAAUGAGUGUUUUGAUUUCGACCUUAUCAUCACUGGAGGUAAACCGGAGAAGGUUGUGACCAGUUUGGUGUGUAGCAUUCAGCACCACCAUGAGCCUGUCGUUUUAGCUGUGGAAGUUUCCUUUAAAGGUCCCACAGUUACUCUUAGUGCUCCCAGUGUGGACUUUGGGCUUGUAAAGUUUGGGGAGCAUGCUCAGACCUCCCUCCUCCUCUCAAACACCAGCCCGCUGGAAGCCUAUUGGAGGAUAGAGGAGACAUUUAAUAACCCACAGGACCGCCCAGACACACAGAUCUUAGUGCAGCCAUGCAGAGGUGUUCUGCCACCUCUGGCCUCCUGCAGUGUGGACGUCCUCUUCAGGCCACAUUUCUGCCAGCAGUUUGAGACGGACCUGGAGCUGGCUGUGGAAAAUGGAACUGGAUGCCACAUGUUGGUGCGAGCAGAUGUGCAGUCCCCUCAGGUGUGUUUGUUAAACUGCAAACUGGCCCUCUCGGAGCUUUACAUUGGAGCUCCCAACAGGGGCACCGUAACUCUUUUCAACCAGACUCUACUGCCGUCACACUUCACAUGGAUGGCUCAGCUUCAGGGUAAACAGGCUUCACUGUGCACGGCCAGUUUUGAUCCCAUCUCUGGUAUUCUGGGACCCAAUGCACGCAUGGAGAUCACAGUUGAUAUAACAUCUCUCACAGAUUUGGAGUUGAGUGAGGUGGCUGCUUUGUGUGAGGUCCAAGGGAUGAACUCACCUCUUGUUCUUGGCAUUGUAGCUCCCAGACCCAAAAAACUCAGUGUGUCAUACUCUCUGCCCAGCGUCAGUCUGCACCAGGAUGAUUCACCACUGGUGCUUGACUUUGGAGAUGAUAUUACUCUAAAGAGGACUGUAUCCAGGCAGUUUCUUAUAACCAAUCAAACUGCUAUCCCUGCACCUUUCACCAUUGAGGCAGAGUACUUCACCUGCCAUGCCUCAAAGCCAAGUAGUCAGUCAAGGAAAAGAUUCACGUAUGUGAAGAGUCCCCUUCAGUCUGCACAAGCAGAGAGAGCCCAAGCAAAAGCACACAAGGAGUUUGUGAGCAACCUUUUGGCAAAUGGAAAAGGCGCAGCUUUCCUUGCCCAGCCAGACUCAGGGAUGCUGGGACCGUUUGAGACUCAGACUGUGUCUGUAACUGCGUACAGUGACAUGUGGGGGGAAUACAGAGAUAACCUCAUAUGUAAAGUUGGGGAACUCGAACCGGUGCUUAUCGCCAUGCAGAUGACUGUGAAAGGCUGUCCACUCUACUUUCAAAUGACGGGCCCACGAGCAGAUGACCAGCACCAAGGACCAAUCAUACACUUUGGCACUCACUUGUCUGGAGGGGACACGGUUUCUCGAUCAGUUCACAUUAACAAUCCCACCAUGUUUGACAUCCGUGUGGAUUGGGAGAGUUACAACAUAGAUCAGAAUGACUGUAAACUGCUGGACGUCGUGGUGGCUUAUGGAGACGCCUUCCCACUUAAAGAUGCAGAUGGCAACGAGGUGCUGAGUGGGGCACCGAGGCUUUCUGAAGCAGAUGCACCCCCAGCACGGGAGGAGACUCUCAAGCCGAGCUCGGAGGGAACAAGCAGUUUCCUGAAAAGUGUCACUGAUGUGGAGAAGGAGGAGGAUUAUACAUCUGAGGGUGAAGAGGAAACCUCCCACUUUCCAUCCCCUGCAAAGAAAAAACUUUUCUCUGUUUAUAUCAGACCUCACCUGGGCAACCUCUCAGAUUACCCCUUCUGUGUUACACCACAACAAACAGUGAUUCCAGCAAGGAGCAGUGGAACUAUCCAUGUAUCCUUCACCCCUUUGACUCUGUCUGGGGCUGCUUGUGAAUCCAGAUGUGUGGGCUUGGCACUUGGCUUCAUGAGCCUAGACACUGAGAUGGCUGCUUGUGUCCCAGGUAAAGUUGGAAGGGCACAGGGUUUGGAUUUAGAGCCUGUCAGAAUGGAUCUACUAGCAGCCGUUAAGCCAGCCGCUCUGCUGGUGCAGAUGGAGGAGGAUGGCGGGGUGCUGGAGUUUAACGCCUCAGCCGGUGAUUUACUGAGGGCAGGAUCAGACAAGGAGCUCUCGGAGCGUGAAUUAGAGAUUACGCAGACCCUCCAGCUGAUCAACACUUCAGAGAUGCCCUUACACUUCAGUCUGGAGACUCAGCCGCCAUUUUCAGUGCUCAACCCUGGACCCAGCCUUCUGUCCAGCUCGUCCAGCAUCCCUCCGACUGGUGACAGCCAGCCUCCGGUGCUCCGACCACAACGGAACAUGCGAGUGAAGGUGGCCUUCCACUGUUCCUUGAAACUUCUGGAUCAUGCAGACCAGGCGGAGGUGAAAGUCCCCCCCGGGGUGACGCUGAUCCACAAUGACAGUGGUCUGAAGAAGCUGAGGUUUCAGAAAAACCUUGUGAUCCGCUUCAGUAACAACAGCCAUCUGACAGUGCCUCUACGGGCCCAUUUGGAUCUACCUACACUGAGUCUCUCUACUGACUGCCUCAGCUUUGGCUUCUGCUUUGUUGGACACACACUAACCAGAGAAGUGAACCUAUACAGCCACGGAGCCCACACCUACUGGAAAGCACUAACAGAGUCAGAUGAAGGUGACUCUCAUGUGUUUGGAGUCGCACCAGACUUUGGGCUGCUCAGAUCCAAGGAAGCCCGCGGGACCCGCUGUCGACAGUGUCUGCAGAUCAGCUUCACUCCCAGUGAGGACAGAGAAUUCAGGACUGUGGUGGUGAUCCAGUCUCCUCUGGUGAAGACCCAGCUCACUCUGCAGAUUCAUGGAGCGGGAUCCUUUGAUGAGGCGUACAGGUCAACAAACCAGACCGUGUAACAUCACAGCCACCAAGUUAAAGCUACGGGAAUUGCCAUCCAUAGUAACUACACUGAUGAGACUGACUAUAUUUAUUUAUAAAUUUCAGUCAACCAAGCUGAACUUGUGGAAAACUAAUUUUUACCACUAAA
Menidia menidia (Atlantic silverside) is the source of this 5228-nucleotide messenger RNA. The record is from the annotation of a GenBank genome assembly. Lineage: Eukaryota; Metazoa; Chordata; Actinopteri; Atheriniformes; Atherinopsidae.